This is a messenger RNA of Heterobasidion irregulare TC 32-1, 777 nucleotides long. RefSeq lists its product as uncharacterized. The coding region runs from base 68 to 517 and encodes 149 amino acids. Gene Ontology annotation, biological process: protein K63-linked ubiquitination; DNA damage tolerance. NCBI's taxonomy places the organism in Eukaryota, Fungi, Basidiomycota, Agaricomycetes, Russulales, Bondarzewiaceae. The transcript is spliced from 6 exons. Gene Ontology annotation, cellular component: nucleus. Gene Ontology annotation, molecular function: ubiquitin conjugating enzyme activity. The record is from RefSeq and is a predicted model, not a curated record.
GUACGGUGCUCUGCUCCUCCCAGAUCUCUUGUCAGACUUGCACUCUCCAAUAUCCUCGUCGCUCGCCAUGUCCCUCCCCAAGAGGAUCAUCAAGGAAACUGAGCGCCUCGUCGCCGAUCCCGCCCCCGGCAUCACCGCUUUUCCGCACGACGACAACCUCCGCUAUUUCGACGUCACCAUCCAGGGCCCCGACGGAAGCCCCUUCCAGCAUGGCGUGUUCAAGCUCGAGCUCUUCCUCCCAGAAGAAUACCCGAUGGCUCCGCCCAAAGUGCGCUUCCUGACCAAGAUCUACCACCCAAACAUCGAUAAGCUGGGUCGGAUCUGUUUGGACAUCCUUAAAGACAAAUGGUCCCCCGCGCUCCAGAUCCGCACCGUGCUCCUCUCUAUCCAGGCCCUCCUGAGCGCGCCGAACCCCGACGACCCGCUCGCGACCGACGUCGCGAAGCACUACAAGGAGGACGAGCGCGACGCGCAGCGCAUCUCGCGCGAGUGGACCGAGCGGUACGCCGUCGAAUGAGCUUGCUGCGGCGGGUCGUUCUGCGGGCUGAAUGGGCGAGGCGCGGAGACGGGGCGCGGGGCGCGGGCGAUGCCAUAGAUCUCGUACACGCAGGCUGCACGCGGGCGUCGUGCGCGCACCGGGCCUCAGACGCUGGAUAGAAGAAGAAAUUACAAGGAACUCAGAGCUAUGUCGUGUUUUGAUUUGUGUGGGGUCUCGUCUUUUGUCUGUCUGUCUGUUUCAUUUGAUUUCGUUCUUUUAUUCGUUUGUUGAUUGACUGU